Molecule: messenger RNA, 5913 nt
Organism: Pieris rapae (cabbage white)
Lineage: Eukaryota; Metazoa; Arthropoda; Insecta; Lepidoptera; Pieridae
Gene: Dyrk3
Product: dual specificity tyrosine-phosphorylation-regulated kinase 2
Exons: 8
Coding region: 352-1965 (537 amino acids)
Biological process (GO): peptidyl-threonine phosphorylation; peptidyl-serine phosphorylation
Cellular component (GO): nucleus
Molecular function (GO): protein serine/threonine kinase activity; protein serine/threonine/tyrosine kinase activity; ATP binding
Source: RefSeq, a predicted model, not a curated record
CCGCGCCUCUCUGCGCAGUCGAACGGUUCAAUGACUUUGUGGGACCAGUUUCUAUUUUCUCUCUGGUUCUGUCGUCGGGCCGACACGCAAGGAAGGGGGUCUUUGUUUGCGUAUCACAUUCGCGUUGCACGGUAUCAUCACUGACGGCUCCUUCGCAGUGCUUGAGACGGAAUGUGCCGUGAGUGGAAGCGUCGUUCUCGCUCCUAUCGUUUGUGAAAUGUGUUGUAGUGGUUCAGGGUGGCGCCGUCCAAUAGUGCAAGUGCAGUGAGGUGCAGUGCUGUGUUCGAGCGAGCGUGGGUCGGUACGGCCACGGCGACCGAAGUGCGUGGAGGUGGCGGCGGCCGCUCGGCCAUGACCGGCGAUAUGCCUUUAGGGAGCGCGCACGCGUUCGGGCGUGCGUUGCUCCGGGAUGGGGCGCUGCCGCCGCUGGAGCCUGGGCCGCCCGCUCCGCCCGCGACCAACGCGCAGCCGCCCGACAAGCGCCCACCGGCCGCUGCUGCAAGUCCCGAGCAGGUCAUGAAGCUUUACAUGAACAAACUUACCCCCUACGAACAUAGAGAAAUAUUCGAUUACCCCCAAGUGUACUUCAUAGGCGCGAACGCAAAGAAACGACCUGGCUUGGUCGGCUUUCCUAAUAACUGCCAGUACGACAACGAGCAAGGCUCCUACAUCCACAUACCACAUGACCACAUCGCGUAUCGCUAUGAGGUACUGAAAGUGAUCGGUAAGGGAAGUUUUGGCCAAGUAGUAAAGGCGUACGACCACAAGAAGCGAGAGAACGUUGCACUGAAAAUGGUCAGGAAUGAGAAACGUUUCCACAGGCAGGCUCAAGAGGAGAUUCGUAUAUUGGAGCACCUUAGGGAACAAGACAAAGAUAACACGAUGAAUGUGAUACACAUGUUCGAUUCGUUUACGUUCAGAAAUCACACAUGUAUAACGUUUGAAUUGCUAUCCAUAAACCUGUACGAGUUGAUAAAGAAGAAUAAGUUCCAGGGUUUCUCUUUGCAACUCGUCCGCAAGUUUUCACACAGCCUGUUACAAUGUUUGCACGCGUUGAACAAAAACCGAAUUAUACACUGCGAUAUGAAGCCCGAAAAUGUGCUGCUGAAGCAACAGGGACGCUCCGGAAUUAAGGUGAUAGACUUCGGCAGUUCGUGUUACGAGCAUCAAAGGGUGUAUACAUACAUCCAGUCGAGGUUCUACCGCGCACCGGAAGUCAUGAUGGGCGCCAAGUAUGGCAUGCCCAUUGAUAUGUGGUCGCUGGGAUGUAUACUGGCGGAACUGCUGACAGGGUUCCCCCUUCUCCCGGGCGAAGAUGAAGCGGACCAAAUGGCGUGUAUCAUUGAGCUUCUGGGUAUGCCACCCCAGAGGCUGAUAGAGCAGGGCAAACGUUCCAAGAACUUCAUCAGUAGUAAAGGUCUACCAAGAUACUGUACUGCUACUACACUGCCAGACGGUACCACAGUUCUAAGUGGGGGUAUGUCAAGGAGAGGCAAGCCUCGUGGUCUUCCCGGCUCAAAGAGCUUUGUGACAGCCCUAAAGGGGUGCCAGGACAAAUAUUUUAUCGAUUUUAUUAGAAGGUGUUUAGAAUGGGAACCAGAGAAGCGUCUGACACCUGCGCAGGCGCUGCGACACGCGUGGUUACGCCGGCGUCUGCCACGCCCACCUCACGAUGAAGAACCAAACCACUCAACUAGCGUAUCAGGCGGGGCGGGCGGGACGAGCGUGGCGGGCGGAGCGGGGGCGGGCGGCGCGCGAGGCGGUUCCCUUAGGACGCCGCUCGCGCGCACGCCCGUCACUUUCAAUGCCUCGCAAGUCGCCAGUGAGUACACCGCCAUAUUUACACGUGAAGCGAAGCUCCAAGCGGCCUUAUCGGAGGAGGGCAGCGGCGUGAGCGCGGGCAGUGGCGCGGGCAAUGCGCGGUACUGGGCAAGCAAACUGCCCCAUUUGCCCGCACCUUCCUAGCGCCCGCCCGCGCAGCGCCGCCUCGCUAAGUUGGUGUGUUUCAGGUGUCGUCGCUAGAAGCGCCGCGGCGCGCGGUCCCGGGCCCUACCCGGCUUGACCUUGAGCGUCGGAGCCUUGACCUUGAGCGGGAGUUGCGCGUGGACAGGGACUCUGAUGCCUCGCUCGACGACCGGGACCACCUCGUCUGAAACGCUUGACUUCAGCGCCAUCUAGUGUCGGUGAACAGUGACUGGUUGCUGACCAAACUUAGAGAUAAGAGAUACAUUGAUAAUAGUGAUAAUUUUCAAUACAAAUCUAGCAAGAAUUAUUAUAGUAGCUAUUCAUACUCUUCAUAAUUUUUUGGGAAACCGAUUCGUAUGGAAUAUUCACGUUUUACGUGACAUUUUCCGAUGCAAAUUAUUCUCGGAAAGAUUUUAACUAGGUGUCAAUCUUGUGUAUGUGUUAAGUAUUGAAAAGUAAAGCUCAAUUAUGUUUACCUAAGUUGGUCAGUAACUGGUUUAGAGUGUGUGCUAUUAAAGUAGUUGACUGCCAAAUAUACGACGACUACAAUUGAUUUAUAGCACUUUUUAGUUAAGUAUUAAGGUUUUAUUAACUUCUGUAUUUUUUUUAAUAUUGACCAAGUUUUAUAUGUGACCCCAAUUGGUUUUAACAGUGCUAUGUAUAUAUUCGUAAUAGCACGCUCUCUAAUGUGGCGUUAAGUGACCAAAAAUAGUGAAGUGACAGUGACAUUAGCUAUUUAAAAACGCGCCAUCUAUUGUUCACAGACAGUGAUUUAGUAGUGAAGUUAGUCACCAUUGCCGUUACGGUGAUUUCCAACGUGUAGUUUUAUUUGGGAUAAGGAACUUCAGGGGCAUUGGAUUGAUAUCAAAGUAUUAAAGUGCCUCAAUUUAUAUCGGUCCUCAGUGACAGCCCCAGUAUUAGGAAUUCAUAAGAAAAUCGAACAUCGAAAGUUUUGUUGUUUCAAAUGAUUGUAGUAAUAUUGUGCCUCUCUAUGUAUACUCAGUUACAUGUUCCUAUUUAUAAUUAAUUUAAGAAGUAGACUGCACUGUAGUUGGCGCCAAACCUGUAGCUGAUUUAGUAUUUGCGCACGGUACAGUUAGCAAAAGCAUUUUUUUUAAUGAUGUUUUGGGCUUACAGUGGAGUUUAUUUUUUAACUUGAGGCAAUGGUGACUCUGCUAGACAUCGCUUGGCGUUUAACCUAGUGCGUAGUGGCAAAAUUGAUCUCAAUAAUAAAAUAAAGACUACGAACGUAAAUAAAUACGAAAAUUUUAGUGGAAUUGUGCGAAUAACCUAACGUGUUUUACGUGUUUUCUAUAUUGUAUAUGUACCGUAAGGACAAUGUUAGUGCCUACUAAGUCUGGUUUAGUGUUAGAAACUUCGACCACUGUUUAAGGAUACUCUUUAAACAAACCGAACGACUUUAUUCGAGAGAGGAAUUUUUCACGCGCUCAGCAAGAAUUCGUCGAAUCUCAGAUGCCACUUACUUUUCGCAAUACAAGAGACUUUUAAUGCCGUAUAAUAUUUGAUUACCCAUUUUAAUACUCCGUAAAAUAACAUCCACUGACACACAAUAUAAGACACAGACAAAAGUCAGUGGCAUAACGAGAUUUCGAUGGAAUUAAUCGUUGUUAGCAAAUAGGAGUCAAAUGAAAAAAGUCUCUCGCUAGUAUAAGCGAUUUAUUGUGUGUGACUAAACAAUUUUCUACUGAAUCAAAUUUUUAUUUUAUAAGUCUUGUAGUUUUUUCCGAGUGAUAUAAUUCGCUGUAUUUCAUAGUGAAACGGUGACCUUAUUAUUGGAAUUCUUGGACGUAAGGGUAGAUAGAUACAAGGCCUUCUAAUUAAGAUAAGCUAUGCGAUUUUGUUUGUAUAGUAUAGUUGUGAUGUAUACAGUGGACAGUUGUAGUAUUUUUAAUGUAUCGGCCAAUCUAACGAAUAGUCGCAGGUUUUGAUUACAUUUUCUAUUUGAUGAACCUUACGGUCUUAGAAAAGAUUUGACAAUUUUAUUUAAUAGCGAUGUAUCAAGUUAGUAUGAAAUAAUACAUACCACGCAAACCUAGUACAUAAACUGCAUUUUAUUUACAAAGUAUGGUUCCUUUAUUUACGAAUGGUCAAACAUAUCAGUGCACGUUUUUAUUUUUGAAAAUAAUUAGUAAACAUAUUAUUAUCAAAUUUGAUUAUUUUGUAUGUUUUCUCACUUAAAGUUAGAUAAAUGAUUUAUUUAUUGCAUUUAUUAUCUUCUCUGACUUGAACCACAAUUUUAAAUUAUAUUUUACAGUUUUACUACACUAUAAACUGUGAAGAAUAGAUUUUCGUUUUACAGAUGUAUUAAAAAAAAGAUUUUAGUCAGUUUUACUGUCGAUAUGUAUAUAGGGUGUACUUAUUAAUUUUAAAUAGGUGGUCGUAGUAUAAGAAACGAACUGAUAAGAACUUAUUCAUUAUAUGUAAAUGAUGAUUUUUAAGUACACCCCCAUCCGUGCAAUAUGUAUGACAGUUUUUUGAUCGCUUGUUUGUCUUCCCAUGUACCGAUAAAGGCCUAUUUAAUUAUUUGUAUACACAUAUGCAUUUUCGUUUAGUUUUUAUUUUCUUUGUUUACGUGAUACGUAAGUGUAAUGUUUUUUACAUUGUGAUUGUGAGCUUGCCAGUGAUGAAAAGCUAGUUGCGCGAUUGGUAAACAAUAAAAUAUGUUUGUUUUUUGUUUACAAUUUCGCAAGUAGCGGCAUCUGUGAUUCAAAAUUGUUGUAUAAAUGCGUUUUUUGUGUGGUGUUAUGGUAUUUGUACAAAUAAUGAAUUAAACAUUAAACGCACAAUCAGUUAAUAAUCAAAUUUAAUAAAAAUCAUUGCUAGGCGUAAAGUAUACAUAACUAGAAUUAGUCACUGAAUUGAAUACUGUGAUGAAUUUAAUUUUUCAUCACUGGCAAGCUUUAUGUAUGAAUUUAAUGACUUUGGAGGCGGUCACUCAGACGAUGAAGAUUUAUUUUCUGCUUUGAUCAUGAAUAGCAACAUGUGAAAAUAACAAUGGGUUUUCCAGUUUAUUAUUUUAAAAUGGAGUCCAAAAUUGCCGCUUUUUUCAAUUAGUGUCACUAUACUCAAUGUAGCAUUCGAUUAAGUUGACUGCCUUUUAUUUUACUAUGCUCAAUAGAUCGUAGUGGUCAAACUCGUUAAGUACAGUCAGGUGGCGAUACUAGUUUUAUUUUUUACCCAAUAGCUGUUUAAGGUAUAUAGUCAAUUACUAUAGUUUAUUUUUUACUGAAUGUUGGCUAGUGUGGCUCAGUACGGCCAAUCGAUGAACGUUGAUAGCUAAUUUUUACCAGCGCCAUCUGUUGUGAUAAAAAAUCAAUUUAAGCAAUAAUUUUAACUCAAAUUACUCGAUUAAGAUGUGUUUCUCGUAAAAGUCAAAGAGGCUGAUGUCGGUAUAAGUUAUGUGAUCUACAGUUUUAGAUAUAAUGUUCCAUAAUCUACUUACAAAUUCCGUCCAAAUGUUGGUUUUUAUGUCGUUUCAAUAGCUUAAAUAAUCCAGUGUGUAAAUACCUUUUGGUUCCACUUGUCUAACACAGAUGGCGUUGCAAGCUAUCCGCAACAUUGAUCAGUAUUAAACAUUUUUUGUUGGAAGUCUCGCAUCGCUACUGCCAAGUACGUUUAAUUAAUUAUAAGUUUUUGCUAUAUCACAAUUUACAUAUAGCAAUUGUCUAGUGACUAUAUACAGAGAGUCUCGGGUAUUUUCAAGCCGUGAAGCGUAUAAAACGUUCUUCGAAUUUUGUAAGAAAAAACGUUGAUGGCUAAGUAUAUUUGGAAACACUCUGUAUAAGCUUUCGUUCGACCGCUGCAUUUGUCCCUAGUUACGUUGUAAAGUUGUGUUCUCAUUUUGUAUGUUACGCUGCUGUUUCAUCUUGAAACUUGUAGCGACAAUGUGAAUACUAUACAAUUUAAAUAAAUGAAUUAUAUAAUGAA